This is a messenger RNA of Ciona intestinalis (vase tunicate), 2132 nucleotides long. The record is from RefSeq and is a predicted model, not a curated record. Lineage: Eukaryota; Metazoa; Chordata; Ascidiacea; Phlebobranchia; Cionidae.
UGCCGAGAACGCCACGGUUGGAAGUUUUUUAAUAAAAGUUUAAGCAGCAAAUAUGUUUGAAAACGUUGGAUACUAUUUCUCGUGGUCGUUGUUGACCUCCAGUCACGUCAUAUCCGCUUUCAUCGGGGUCUUCACUCUUCUUAUGUUCGUGUAUUAUUACUGGUGGAAGUUUCCCCACCCACGGUACCCACCCGGGGUUAGGGGAAUACCCGUUCUGGGGGCAACACCUUUUUUUGGAAAGUACGCCCAAGAAAAGUUGGCGAUUUGGUCACGUGAUACGUAUGGUCCAGUUAUGUCGGCUAGGUUCGGGCAAGAUGAAGCUGUCGUGUUAAAUGAUUACGAAUCGGUUCAUGAGGCUUUGGUGAAAAACCUUCAAUAUUUCAACUCAAGACCAUUCGUUUAUGUGGCUGCACAAGUCACAAAAGGCUAUGGAAUUGCAUUUGCUGAUGAUCAUCAAAAUUGCAUGGAAGUGAGAAGCUUUAGUUUGUCCGCCUUACGUGGACUUGGUAUAGGACGCCGAACAAUGGAAACUCGAGUUUCUGAAAUUGCCCAAGAUCUCGUCAGAACGUUAGAAGAUUUGAAUGAAAAACCAACCGAUCUUAAGAUGGCGAUCGGAAGCACCGUAGCCAAUGUGAUCUGCAGCGUCGUCUUCGGAAAAACUUACGAAGCAGACGACCAAGAAUAUGAAUAUGCAGUACGUUGCAGUUUCGACUGCUACGGUGACCCAGAGAACUCUGAAUAUUUAAGCUUUCUUUUCUUCUAUCCGGCAUUGAGACAUAUACAACCUUUUAAACGAGCCAUGGAGAAGUUUGUACUCGUUCAAGCUGGUUUGGAAGAUUUUUGUGGGAAAGAGAUUGAAAAACAUAAGAAGCACCUUGACGAGAAUGAACCCGCAGACUACAUCGAUGCUUUCCUCGUUGAAAUGAAGAAACAUUCCGCUCAAGAUUCAUGGUUUCAUGAGACGGAGCUACGACAUUGCUUGGUGGACUUUUUCAUCGCUGGUACAGAGACAAGCACUAACGCAAUACUCUGGUCGCUAUUGGCGUUAAUACAUUAUCCCAAUAUACAAGAGGAAAUUCACCAAGAACUAAUCGAUAAUAUUGGUGAACAAGUCGUUCCCAGCAUCGACCACAGAGACAAGCUUCCACUAUUCCGUGCGUUUGUUCAGGAAAUAUUUCGAUUCAAAACACUCCUGCCCCUGUCAAUUCAACAUAGAGCCAGUCAUGACGUAGAGAUUGGAGGUUACGUCAUUCCAAAAGGAACAAAGGUUUUCCCGAACCUUCACGCUGUACACCACGAUCCAAAUACUUGGGAAAAUCCGAGCGAUUUUAACAUUUAUCGCCACGUUGAUAAACACGGAAAGUUUAUUCCCUCAAAGAAAGUGAUCCCGUUCGGAAUCGGAGCUCGAUCUUGUCUUGGUGAGAAGCUGGCAAAUGUUGAGGUCUUCCUCUUCCUCGCUAACAUCAUUAAAAGGUUUGAGAUUCUUCCCGAUCCUGAGAGCAAAGAGCUUCCGGACUUUAAAGAUGGCAUCAACGGUUUUAUUUACGUUCCUUACCGUUACAAAGUUGUUACAAAACCAAGAAUCAUUAAUGAGUAAUACUGAGGCGUUGAUGGUGUAUAUAUACCCAUAACUGUUUAAUUUGUAAAUAGUUGAGCCACGGCUAGGAUUCUCUUCUUAUUUAAGUAAAAUACUGUCUGGGUUGGGCAGUUGUAUUCGAAAAACAAAUUCCGUGUGAUGAAAAUACCUUAAACUCAAAACAAUUUGGUGCAAAUGGUUCCGAUCUGUCGGAAGUCUGAUAACUGUUGUAAUAAUGGCAAAGUCAGAUAUCAUGUAUAGCCUAGGAUAUAUGCUACGCAUUUCAACAAUCGUAGCUAUCUAGUAACUACAUUAGUGCUAUAUUAUAAUCAUGUAAAUAGAACUAUAGUAGCGUGGGUAAGAUGGGACUCUGAGUAAAAUAGGGGUAUUUUCAAAUCCCCUUUUACGGCUAUACAUUUGACGAUGGACGAAAAAAUGUUACAGUAUAUAUUAUUCGACAGUAUUCUCACGGUCCAACAAAGUACGAUGCAAUGGCGGUUGCUGUUGAUAAAUAUUAAAGCUCGGUGUGCAAAUACCAGCAUUUUUUUAAUGCCGG